Molecule: messenger RNA, 2016 nt
Organism: Antrostomus carolinensis (chuck-will's-widow)
Lineage: Eukaryota; Metazoa; Chordata; Aves; Caprimulgiformes; Caprimulgidae
Gene: TELO2
Product: telomere maintenance 2
Biological process (GO): 'de novo' cotranslational protein folding
Cellular component (GO): cytosol
Molecular function (GO): Hsp90 protein binding; telomeric repeat DNA binding
Source: RefSeq, a predicted model, not a curated record
GCCCGGCUUUCCUGCGGGGGAGGGCGCGGAGGGCCUUCCUGCGUGAGGGCCGGCUGGCAGCGCUGAUGUGGGAGGGCUGUCAGCAGCAGGCGGCCUCCCCGGCGCUGCAGGAGGCCCUGCUCAGCAAGAUUGUGUGUUUGCCCGAUCAUGUCAGCAACAAAUUCCAGGGGAAAAACCCACCAGUGUUCUUCCCCCAGAACUACUUCCCUCUUCUGGGUGAUGCGAUUAUCCAGGUGCUGCAGAAGAUCUCGGAUUCUCUGAGAGGUGGCUUGGAUUGCUCAAUCUCUUUUGUUUCUCAUGUCCUGGGGAAGGGGUGCGUUCAUGGGAGACAAAAAGAAAUCCUGAGCGUUUUGAUACCCCGCCUAACGGAUCUCACUGAGUCAGACUGCAUCUGGCAGAGAAUAUGCUGGCGACUGGUUGAAUGUGUGCCAGACCGCUGGAUGGAAGCAGUGGUCCUUGGUUUUGUGCAGAGAGCACCCGGGGCAGAUGUCUUGUCUAGGUUGCUGGGGAACCUGGUUGUGAAAAACAAGAAAGCUCAGUUUGUGGUGACACAGAAGCUGCUGCUCUUGCAGUAUGGCCACACGACUGCAGUGCUACAGAACCUCCUUGGCUACCUGUCCCUGGAUGGCCUUCGGCGUGCCUUAUUGAUCAAAGUGGUGCAAGAACUGUUGGAGACCUGGGGCAGCAGCAGUGCUGUGAAACACUCUCCCCCUGAGCAGCAGCAGUAUAUUAGCAAGGCCAUCCUUAUCUGCCUCUCGCACCUGAAGGAGCCUGAAAUCCAGAGCUGCAGACAAGAGCUUCUCACAAGCAUGAUGGAGGGUGUGAAAUGCCACUUGGACAGCAAUCUGCCACAAAUACGGCGUCUGGGGAUGAUUGUGGCAGAGAGCAUUAGUUUGAAAAUAAACACUGAUGGGCCUGUCCUGAAGUUUCAGUAUGAAGAAGAUGAUGAAACAAGAGCAUUGAAGUCCCUUCUGGUGCAGACUCCACCAUUCUGUGUUGUCCCCAGCCUUCCAGAUGAUGAAUUGGAAAGUAACGAGAAAGCAUGUACAGCAGCCCCUGUGAUGCCAGAUGAGGAGUCGGAUGCAGAACUUGACAGCGAUGAUGACCUCAUACCUUACAACAUGUCAGAGGAUAAAGAACUGAGAACUAAGGCUCCUGUGUAUAUCAGAGACUGUAUUGAAGUCCUGACAGGAUCUGAAGAUGUGGACAAAUGGGAAGCUACAAUCAAGGCUCUUGAGAGCUUGGUUCGAAAGAAUCCAGCAGCAACAAGAGAGGUUAGUGUGGAACUGGCAAAAAUACUAUUGCAUCUGGAGGAGAAGACCUGUGUUGAAGGCUUCGUGGAGCUCCGUCAGAGAGCUCAAGUAGCUGUUUUAACCACAGAUCCCAUACCUGUGGCAAAGUACUUGACCUCCCAAUUCUACUCUCUGAAUUACAGUCUUUGUCAGCGCACGGACAUUCUCGAUAUAUUGGUUUUGGCAGCUCAGGAACUGUCCUGUCCCAAAUCUCAUGGGAAGGCCAAGCAUUCUGGUGCCCAAAAACCUUGUACCCAGCUCCUUCCUGGAAGUGACAGCUCUAAGGACUGGAGAAGAAUUGUUGAUGAAAGGAUCAAAAGCAAGACUCGGAGAUUUGCUACGGGUAAAUCUCAUGUGGAACUGGCUUCUGGCCCAAAUGAGUUCAGUUCUGUUGCUGGGCACUUCUUUUUUCCAUUGAUUCAGCACUUUGACAGGCCUUUGACAACAUUUGAUCUCUUGGGGGAAGAUCACUUUGUCCUUGGAAGACUGGUCCACACUUUAGCAAUCCUGAUGUACUUGGCUGUCAACACUGUGGCAGUUACUGCAAUGGGAAAGGCACUGCUGGAGUUUGUUUGGGCUCUGCGUUUCCACACUGACUCGUACGUGCGCCAGGGUCUUUUGUCCUGUAUCUCCUCUGUGCUCCUCAGCUCCCUCAUCAUUCCUGCAGAGCAUCUUCUGGAAGACAUGACAGAAGAGCUUUUGGAGACUCAGUCCUGGCUGGGAG